This is a messenger RNA of Talpa occidentalis (Iberian mole), 1758 nucleotides long. RefSeq names its product PWP1 homolog, endonuclein (gene PWP1). Gene Ontology annotation, cellular component: nucleus. The transcript is spliced from 15 exons. Gene Ontology annotation, biological process: rRNA processing. Gene Ontology annotation, molecular function: protein binding. The coding region runs from base 65 to 1567 and encodes 500 amino acids. The record is from RefSeq and is a predicted model, not a curated record. NCBI's taxonomy places the organism in Eukaryota, Metazoa, Chordata, Mammalia, Eulipotyphla, Talpidae.
GGGCGUCGGGGCUGCAGCGCCGCGGGGCCGAGUCCGGGUCUGAGGCGUCCUCGCGCCGUGGACCAUGAACCGCAGCCGCCAAGUGACGUGCGUCGCCUGGGUCCGCUGCGGCGUGGCCAAAGAGACGCCGGACAAGGUAGAACUUAGUAAAGAAGAAGUAAAACGUCUCAUUACCGAAGCAAAGGAAAAAUUACAAGAAGAAGGUGGCAGUGAUGAAGAAGAGACAGGGGAUCCUUCCGAAGAUGGAAUGCAGAGUGCGCGGACCCAGGCGCGACCCAGGGAGCCCCUGGAGGAUGGAGACCCAGAGGACGACAGGACCCUAGAUGAUGAUGAGCUGGCAGAGUAUGACUUAGAUAAAUAUGACGAGGAAGGUGAUCCAGAUACUGAAACGCUUGGUGAAUCCCUCUUGGGUCUCACAGUCUAUGGAAGUAAUGAUCAAGAUCCUUACGUCACUCUGAAAGAUACAGAACAAUAUGAACGGGACGAUUUCUUGAUUAAGCCCACUGACAAUCUCAUAGUUUGUGGCCGAGCUGAACAGGACCACUGCAAUUUAGAGGUGCAUGUUUAUAAUCAAGAAGAAGAUUCCUUUUAUGUACACCAUGACAUACUGUUGUCUGCAUACCCUCUGACUGUGGAAUGGCUGAAUUUUGAUCCUAGCCCAGAUGAUUCUACUGGAAAUUACAUUGCUGUGGGGAACAUGACCCCCGUUAUUGAAGUGUGGGACCUUGACAUAGUGGAUUCUUUAGAGCCAGUCUUCACACUUGGAAGCAAGCUAUCAAAAAAGAAGAAAAAGAAAGGAAAGAAGAGUUCUUCAGCAGAAGGGCAUAGCGAUGCUGUUCUCGACCUUUCCUGGAAUAAGUUGAUAAGAAACGUGCUAGCAAGUGCAUCGGCUGACAACACUGUAGUUCUGUGGGAUAUGGCCUUGGGGAAACCUGCAGCUAGCCUUGCUGUUCAUUCAGACAAGGUCCAGACUCUGCAGUUUCAUCCAUUUGAAGCACAGACUCUGAUUUCUGGAUCAUACGAUAAGUCAGUGGCUCUGUAUGACUGCCGGAGCCCGGAAGAAAGCCAUCGGAUGUGGCGGUUCAGUGGGCAGAUUGAGAGGGUGACUUGGAAUCACUUUUCACCUUGUCAUUUUUUGGCCAGUACAGAUGAUGGCUUUGUAUAUAAUUUGGAUGCACGUUCUGAUAAGCCAGUUUUUACACUUAAUGCGCACAAUGAUGAAAUCUCUGGCCUUGAUCUAAGCAGUCAAAUCAAGGGCUGUCUUGUGACUGCGUCGGCAGACAAAUAUGUGAAGAUCUGGGACAUACUAGGAGACAGGCCCAGUCUCGUUCACUCCAGAGACAUGAAAAUGGGAGUUCUCUUCUGUUCUUCAUGUUGCCCGGAUUUGCCAUUUAUUUAUGCCUUUGGCGGGCAGAGAGAAGGGCUUCGGGUUUGGGAUAUAAGCACAGUCUCUUCAGUAAACGAAGCAUUUGGAAGACGAGAGAGGUUUGUUCUCGGCAACGCAAGAAAUUCAUCUAUUAGUGGCCCUUUUGGGACCAGGAGCUCAGACACACCAAUGGAGUCUUAACAAAGAUCCUACCUGAGAGAUGUUUCAUGUGUAGCUACAGCCGUGGAGCGACUGGAACAAAAUUCACUUCCUACUGCCUGACAUUCCUCAACAGCUGUGGUGGUGGCAGCCUUCUGCUUGCUACCUGAAAGUGCGCCUGUUGUGGCGCUUCUUGGAAAAAAUAAAGAUUUUUAAAAAAACAAUUCCUUUAA